AUGCGGCGCCACGCCGGCCUCGCGGGGGACGCGCAGAAGGCUGAGACCAAAGAUGAAUUUGUUAAAAUUAGAAGGAGGGAUUUGGAAAGGCUGACAACUGAGGUUAUGCAAUUGCGGGAUUUCUUACCCAAAAUAAUAAACGGUGAUAUCCUGGGGACAUUCCAGAAACUGGAUGCUAUUGAAUCAAACAUAGAGAAAAAGGAGGAGGAAAUACAGCAGCUGAAAAUGGAUUGUGAACACUUCAGAGCCCGUCUGGAAACAGCCCAGGCAGAUUGCAUGAAAGAAAAGAAGGAGAAACUAGACCUCCGCCAGCAGCUGAAUGAGGCCAAGCAGCAGCUCCUGCAGCAAGCAGAGUAUUGUACAGAAAUGGGUGCAGCAGUGUGCACGCUCUUGUGGGGUGUAUCUAGCAAUGAGGAAGCUGUUAAAACCAUUCUAGGAGGAAGUAAAGCAGUGAAAUUUUUCACAAUCACUGCACAGACCAUGGAAAGCUUUGUGAAGUCAUUAGGCGAAGACAUGAAACAGCAGGAUUUGGAUUCUGAUGAAAAUCAGUUUGUGUUAGCUUUGGCAGGGAUUGUAACAAAUGUGGCUGCGCUGGCAUGUGGCCGUGAGUUCUUGGUUAGUUCAAGUCGUGAAUUACUGGACACAAUGAUGCACCUCCUGGGAGACAUGAAGCCUGGACUCUGUACCAAAUUUAAAGUGCUAAUGUUAAUGUCACUUUACAAUGUGAGUAUCAACUUGAAAGGCUUGAAAUACAUCAGUGAAAGUCCAGGUUUUAUUCCUUUGCUUUGGUGGCUAUUGAAUGACCCAGAUACAGAAGUUUGUCUUCAUGUGCUGCGGCUCCUCCAGUCUGUGAUUCUGGAGCCGGAAGUAUUGGUCAAGUCAGCCUCUGAGAUGCGUGAUACUUUGCCAUUUCAGCGUAUCAUUGCACUGUCGAAGAGCCGCAAUGCAGAUCUGCAAGCACUUGCAAAAGAACUACUUGAAGAUCUUAAAAUACUUGAGUAUGAAGCAUAGAAGAGCUCUAUGACAUCAACUGCUUACGUCUAUCUUAUAUUUUUAUGCUGCAAGAGUUGUUGGAGGUAGGCUUGACUGAAAAAAAGCCUCUGCCUAAGUUCCUCUGACAAAAUCCUGUUCAGAAAUUGGGUAGCCCAACUAUAAUAUUUGGGGCAAAAGUGGGUUUUGCCUGCCCAAAUACAAUGUCAGGUCAUCUGUUAGAGAUGGGACAGACUUAAUUUCUUUGAGUAGGAUUUUGCUGGUAACAAGUUUCUGAAAUGAUCCAGGUUAUGUUAUCUACUUGCUAUAUAUAGGGAGUAAAGUAAUAAUUUUUUUUAUUGACAAUAUAUAGUUUAUUGUAGUGGUAAGUAAUCCUUUUGGUCCAACUUUCUUGCUUUUUCACAACUCUUCUGUGUCAGAAUGCAUCCCAAGUUCCAGUUUUAAUGUUGUUAUU
This is a messenger RNA of Melopsittacus undulatus (budgerigar), 1444 nucleotides long. It is a transcript of the gene HSF2BP, whose product is annotated as heat shock transcription factor 2 binding protein. Gene Ontology annotation, cellular component: cytosol. The transcript is spliced from 8 exons. The coding region runs from base 1 to 1011 and encodes 336 amino acids. The record is from RefSeq and is a predicted model, not a curated record. Lineage: Eukaryota; Metazoa; Chordata; Aves; Psittaciformes; Psittaculidae.